Triplophysa rosa is the source of this 1086-nucleotide messenger RNA. RefSeq lists its product as uncharacterized. The transcript is spliced from 3 exons. The coding region runs from base 1 to 633 and encodes 210 amino acids. The record is from RefSeq and is a predicted model, not a curated record. Lineage: Eukaryota; Metazoa; Chordata; Actinopteri; Cypriniformes; Nemacheilidae.
AUGAUCAUAGACAAAGAUAAAGAACGACUGCCAGUCAACGCAGACAGCACUGUCAAACUGGCAGGUCUGGGAAAAGAUUCAGAGGUCCAGCAGAAGGCUCGGCCACAGGAGACGCAGGUGAACAGUAACACUGAGGAGGACCCCUCGGACCACCCCGCCAAUGACAAAAUGGUGCGAGCCGAGCUGGAAUGGAGUGUGCCCAUGUGUGUGCCACUGCCCAUCGAAGUUUUGAACCACGACCAGGCGUUUCCUUUUCUGAACACCACGCUUGCUGACCUGGGCAUUGAAGAGUCAGCUGUGAAGGAGCGUGUGGUGUGGGUGGACACCAAGCACACGCGGGUGAAGGGAAGGACUGGGAAGCUGAAGGAGAAGGAGGUGACGGUUCUGGAGGUGCGUGUGAAAGCUCAGCACCCCGGAGAGCCUCAGUCUCGGGAGGUCAUCUACAGCACAGAGUCCCACACCGAUCGCUCGUUCUGCAGGAGCGGGGUUGACGUCCUGCCAUGGAGACACACACAGCCAGCCGAAAAUGAACACCAGCCGGUGGAGAUGAUUCUGGCUGUAGACACACUGUCAGAAUCCAAGCCCAAAUGGCAGAAAACGGAAGAAAAAUGGGACUUUCAGAAUGAGGUGUGAAGGACAGACGAAAAAAUGCAAUGAAACAUGAGACUGGUGUGUGACAGCAGAAUUGUCUGAAUUUUCCUAUGCUGUGCCUUAACUGAAGGAUUUUAAUUUGUACUUCUUGCUUUGUGGCAAUAUAAAUACACUUUUGUCGAUAUAUUAAUAGUCUACAAUAAGAGGUUUCAAAUGUGUAUCUAAUUUUGUAUUUUAGAGUCAUCGGCAUUACAAAUUAAAGACAGGGUUGUCUACACAAAGUGGGAAUUUACUCAAAACGAGCCGUCUGCUCCCAUCAUGCAUCUGAAUAUAUGCAUAGUUGAAUUAGUCUUCUGAAUUAUUAAAUGAAUUACUGCUGCCAUGAUCAAAAGAAAGUCUUUUCAAUAAAUUGUUAUUUACAGCCUGCUUUCUGUGCACUCUUAUUAUCUGUUAUGGUAGAAUGUGCAGAUGCAUAAAAGUACAAUAUUUUACUGA